Molecule: messenger RNA, 2251 nt
Organism: Corylus avellana
Lineage: Eukaryota; Viridiplantae; Streptophyta; Magnoliopsida; Fagales; Betulaceae
Source: RefSeq, a predicted model, not a curated record
GUACUCAGUGCGCGGGUGGCAACUGGCAAAAGAUCAAUGGGAAUGAUUGAGAGUGGAGGAGUGGCGUGCAAGUGCACGGGAAGGAGAAGCUACGGUUUCAGAGAAGCGACUUUCCAUGAAAAUAGAAUCUUUCUGAGUAAUCUCCGGAGCGUUUCGAUGACUCCUCUGCUCCUAAACGGCCUCUGUUGUACUCGAUGGCCAUCUGUUGCUGGUACAAGAACCUGCAUUCUCAGCAUGGAUGACCGAGAGAAAUCAGGAUCCACGAUGUUGGAAUCAUCUAGACAAAAGAGGGUCCCCCUAUAUGUGAUGAUGCCUGCUGACACAUUUGGAAUUGAUGCUUCUGGGAGUCCAAGGAUCAGAAAAAUCAAGGCCAUAACUGUAUCUCUAAAAGCACUCAAGUUGGCAGGUGUCCAUGGAAUUGCAGUUGAGGUUUGGUGGGGAAUUGUAGAGCGUUUCUCUCCUCUUGCAUACAAUUGGUCUCUCUAUGAGGAGCUUUUCCAACUGAUAUCUCAAAUGGGGUUGAAGUUGCACGUUGCCUUGUCUUUUCACUCAAACAGGCGUACAUCAUCUAGUGGAAGUGGAGGUGUUAGUCUUCCCCUGUGGAUUCUGGAGAUUGGUGAACACAAUAAAGAUAUAUACUAUCAAGACCAAAAUGGAUUUUCCAAUGAUGCUUAUCUUACAUUAGGAGUGGACCAAAUUCCUCUGUUUUGUGGCCGGACUGCCAUCCAGUGUUAUGAAGACUUUAUGUUCAGUUUUUUUAACAAAUUUGACUCCUUCAUUGGAAAUGUGAUAGAGGAGAUAAGUGUCGGUCUUGGUCCUUCCGGAGAACUUAGGUAUCCGGCCCAUCCUUUUGGUGAUGGCAGAUGGGAGUUUCCUGGAAUUGGUGAAUUUCAGUGUUAUGACAAAUACAUGAUGGAGGACUUGAGGAUGGCAGCAGCCCAAGAAGGAAAGCCUCAGUGGGGAGACAAGGGCCCACAGAAUGCUGGCUAUUACAACAGUCUCCCAUCUGGGGUCCCUUUUUUUGGCGAAGGAGAAGAAGGCUUUCUUUCUGAUUAUGGUCGGUUUUUCCUUGAAUGGUACAGUGGUAGGUUGAUUCAGCAUGCAGAUGCUAUUCUUGCAAAGGCAGCUAAUAUGUUGAAGAAGUAUCAAGAAAACAAGAGAACUACUGUUAUAUUAGUGGCUAAAAUUGGUGGCAUAUAUUGGUGGUACUGGACAUUUUCACACCCUGCUGAACUUACUUCUGGUUACUACAACACUGCUUAUAGGGAUGGUUAUGAUCCUAUUGCUCUGAUGUUGUCUCGUCAUGGUGCUGCAUUGCACAUUUCCUGCUUAGAAAUGUUGGACAGUGAAACCUCACCAGCCUAUCUUUGCAGCCCAGAAGGAUUACUUGAACAGAUACGGACUGUUUCAAAGAAAAGGACAAUACGUUUGAUUGGAAGAAAUACCAAUGAACAAUUUAACAAGGCUGGAUUAUGUCAAAUAUAUGCAAACUGUUACCAUCCGAAGGCAGUUGUAAGAGCAUUUACUUUUUUCAGAAUGAAUGACAAGAUUUUUAGGGUUGAAAACUGGAAGAACUUUGUCCCCUUUGUUAGAAAGAUGAGCACAGGUUUGUAAAAUACCUCUAAACCCAAUUUUUAACCAUUCACUAAAGGUGGUCCCACUUCCCUAGGAUUAUGUAAGUGUUUGUAACUUGCUAACUUAUUGAAUGAUCUACCUUUUUAUUCAGAUUUAGUGUAUCUGGAGACCUGAAUUUCGAUAAUACUGGACAGUUACUCAAAGCAACAAAAUUUUUAUUCAAAUCUCAAAAAAAAAAAAAAAAAAAAAGAGGAAAAAAGCUAGGGAUUUCAGUGCCUAAAUUUUAGCCUUGCUUGCCUUUCUGGCAAUCAAGACCUUCGGCAGAUGGAGUGGCAGUUGUUAUAUGUGAAGCUGGUCUUGGUUGUUGCUCGUUGCUCUUAUGUAGCUUGCAGGAGUUUCUUGCCCAGAAGGUGUAAAUAAAGCCCCUUUCAGCAUCAGAUCUCCAUCUGACCUCCAAUUCCAAUUCUUCCACUCCGCAUAUUCUGAGUAUUCAUGUUUAGUCACCCAGGAAAGAAGUACGCAUUGGCAUAAGUUUCAAGGGUUUGGAUGCAGGUAAAGUUUGGCUAUGAAUCUGGUCAAUCCUAACUUGAUGCUUGUCCUUCAGAACUCCAACUAGCUGAGUUAGGCGAAGGCUUCACUUCUUUUGAUAUUAAGUUUCUAUUUACUUGCUUUUCUC